GUCAUCUCAAUGUAGAUUGGGAGGUGCCUCCCUUGGGGAUUUUGAUAGGAGUAAUUAUCAAAGAUAAAUUCCUUGGGCAAUUAUUUUCGGAAGAAAAAAUGACUCGUCCCACCCUUGCAUAGUGCGUCACAUCCUCCAAACAGGUGAACUGGUUUACACUGGCAACUGUACCGUCCUUCUCUUUCCCCAUCAGGCUCAACGGAGGCUGCUGCUCGGUGCUAUAAUGUCGCUGACAGUGUAAGCUGCAUUCAGAUAGAGAUUGAGCAGAGAAACAAGGAGACAGCAUCAAUUAGCAAGGAUGUACAUUUUUUAAGUGAGAGUCCUGCCGUGAACACUACAAGCAGCAUUUUGAAAACAGCCACAAGAGUGGAUUGCAGAGCGAAUGUGUGGAUGGAAACUGAUUCUGCUGCAGGUUAGACUGAAAUAAAAACGCUGCAAGCCUCAUUCAUCUCCCUCCGAGAGCAGAUCCUGCCAACGUGUGCUCAAGUCUAAUGAGCCUGCAGUGCAAUUUCAGCACCUCGAAUCGAUGUAAUGCAAAUGGUGCAAACAAUGGGGUUAUCAUCAUCCCAGUGAUCCUUGGCUUCUCAUCUGUGGUUCUGAUCAUUAUCAUCAUCUGGAAAACGUGCAAGAUGAAAAAACAGAGGGACCGUGCUCCAGUCAUACUGCUGCAAGAUAAACCUAAUCCUGCGAAGCGGUUGGAGAAUGAAUACGAAUCAAUGACAUUUGCAACAGAACGGAUUCUGGCAGCCAGGGAUCCCUCUCUCAACCGUUGGGAGAUCCCACCAGAAAACCUGACUGGGAAUUUGGAAUAUAUGCAGAGUGGGAGUUAUGGACCAAUAUACAAGGCCAAUAUCCUUCCCUUAGAUGGGUCUGGAGAAGUGAAAGCUGUAUUCAAAUCUCUCCAUGACAAUGCAAAUGCAAGGGAGAUUUUGGAAUACUUGGACUUCGUGAAAUUCCACAUGAAAGUUUGUAACCAUGAUUCCAUUGUGAAACUGCUGGGCUGUCGGACAGAGCGACUACCUCUCUACAUCUUUCUGGAGUAUGUGAGCGGGGGAUGUCUUUUGCAUUCAUUGUGGCAAUUACGUGAGACUGCAGCUAGAUCUGGGGAAGUGGUGCUGAACCUCACAGAGCAAAGUAUGUACAGCAUUGCAAAGCAAGUAGCAUGUGGAUUGGAUUAUCUGACCACAAAGCACAAAGUAAUCCAUGGGGAUAUUGCUGCUCGGAAUAUUUUGAUCCAUGAAGAUCUAACUGUUAAACUCACCGGCCUGAGCCUGGCCUUUGAUGUUUACAAAACUGGAACGCUGUCGUCCCAUAAAGCAGCACAGGUUCCAAUUAAAUGGCUUGCACCUGAAAGGAUAAUAAAACGACCAAUCACAGAAAAGAGUGACACAUGGUCAUUUGGAAUCCUUCUGUAUGAAGUAGUUACUCUAGGAGCACCUCCGUAUCCUGACUUUCAGCCUCUAGAAAUCUUUCCAAAGUUGCAGAGAAAUUACAGAAUGCCCAAACCGUUCAACAGUAGCAAUGCACUAUAUGAUUUGAUGAAACAGUGCUGGCAGUGGAAACCCUAUGAAAGGCCAAACUGGGCUGAUUUGACUAACAAACUGGAGGCCUUGAUGAACAAUGCUGAUGGAGUUAAGUUGCUUCAAGUAGCUGAUGAUCUGGACCUUAACCAGUACAAACAAGCCGCUGGGGUUUUCUGAUGAGGAGCAUGACAAAGACUGCAACGCUGUGGACAAAUAGUCAACAGAGAUGUGUGAAAGGAAAUGUUCAAUUGAAGGCCACAAUGAGCAAUAAGCUGAACAGCAGAAUUCUUGCCUCGCUGGAGAAAAUGGGAAUUGUAAACUUGGUGAAAGCUGUGAAUACACGUUGACUGAAUGCUAUUAUAUGAUCAAAGACUUUAAGGUACUACCAUCAGCUGAGGUAACUAAGCAACAGAAAGUUGCUGUGCUGCCCAGUGAAUUUCCUGCGUGCGCUGAACCUUCAAUUUAAUAUGGAACCAGUUCUUUUCCAAAAGCAGCUUGAAUGAUCUUUGGCAACAGCAGAGAGUAGAAUGUUCUAGAAGACAUGAUGACUAUCAGGGCAGUAUAACAAUUGCCAGAAAUUAAGAAUAGUUCAGGAUGUAACCAAUAAAUGCUAUCUCCAAAGUCCUGGGGUAAUGGUCAACAAUGGGCAGAGUCCAAAGCUAAAAGUCAGUUAAUGCAAAGGUUUGAUUUUAAAGCACUGCCUGUACUUAUGUCAAUCUGCUCAAUCUCAAUAGCAUGUAUUCUCUAAACAAGUUCAAACUGAGGGAGGGGAGUGUUUUCCUUAAGACUUCUCCCACCCCAUGUGUGACUUUCCACAAAUCCUCCACUGAAAGAUGAGAUGCUAUGAAAGUUGUUUUGUAUUGUUUAUAAACAACAUGACACACUGGGGUGGGGGCGGGGGCGGG
Messenger RNA from Rhincodon typus (whale shark), 2428 nucleotides. RefSeq names its product tyrosine-protein kinase STYK1. Gene Ontology annotation, cellular component: signaling receptor complex. Bases 492 to 1700 code for a protein of 402 amino acids. Gene Ontology annotation, biological process: cell surface receptor protein tyrosine kinase signaling pathway; protein phosphorylation; positive regulation of kinase activity. Gene Ontology annotation, molecular function: ATP binding; transmembrane receptor protein tyrosine kinase activity. The record is from RefSeq and is a predicted model, not a curated record. Lineage: Eukaryota; Metazoa; Chordata; Chondrichthyes; Orectolobiformes; Rhincodontidae. The transcript is spliced from 10 exons.